CGGUACGAAGCUUCCGGGAGAAGUGGUAGUUUCACUUCGAAGAAGAAGUAGGCCCAAGUCAGAUACCAGAUCAUGAUAGUCUUUGUCAACCCAUAAAGAUGCUAGAAUUUUAUUCGACUACAUCUAUUAGACGUUUAAGACUUUCAAUCGUGUUCUCUUGAAUUGUUCAUUACGCACAAUCGUAACGACUGCAGAGGUUGCUUCCGCGCCAAGACUUGGUCUGCAAUAGUGAUACACUGAACGUGCUUAACGCUUGUGUGCGUCAUAUGGAUGAAUCAGACAUGAAAUCCGAAGAAGAACAGAUGCCCAUGGCUGGCAACAUCAAAGCCAUUGACAGGAAAUCUGUACACAGAAUCUGCUCUGGGCAGGUAGUCCUGACAUUGGCUACAGCUGUCAAGGAACUAAUAGAAAAUAGCAUUGAUGCUGGGGCCACUACCGUAGAAGUAAAGUUAAAGCAGUAUGGAAUCCAAACGAUAGAAGUGAUAGACAAUGGAUCUGGAGUGGAAAGAAAAAACUUUGAAGGAUUAACCUUGAAGCAUCACACGUCAAAACUUCAAGACUUUUCUGACCUGGUUGAUGUAGAAACUUUUGGAUUUCGAGGAGAAGCUUUGAGUUCCUUGUGUGCAUUGAGUGGAAUGACUAUCAUAACCAGACAUUCCAGUUCAGAUGUGGCAACAAGAUUGGAAUUUGAUCACAAUGGCAAAAUUUCACAGCGAACCACUCAGGCUAGACAGGUUGGAACAACAGUUAUUGUUCAGAACAUUUUCUCCACCCUGCCCGUGCGACACAAAGAGUUCCAACGGAAUAUUAAGAAAGAGUUUGCCAAGAUGAUCAAUGCUGUGAAUUCCUACUGUAUCAUUAGUACUAAUGUACGCAUAACCUGUUCUAACCAGACAGAUAAAGGUCAGAGGUCUAUUGUCGUCUCCAGUAAAGGAAAUACAAGUCUAAAAGACAACAUCUCCAAUGUUUUUGGACCCAAACAGAUGAAAUGUCUACUUGAAAUAAAACAGCUUGGUCCCAAUAAGGAUGUGUGUACGGAGUACGGCUUGGGGUCCUGCCAAGGGAAUAUCCCAUUCAGACUUGAAGGCUACAUUUCCCCGUGUGUUCAUGGUCAAGGCCGAAGCAGUGCUGACCGACAGUAUUUCUUCAUCAACAAGCGACCAUGUGACUCACCUAAGUUGUCCAAAGUGGUUAAUGAGGUAUACCAUCAGUACAAUCGUCAUCAGUACCCCUUUGUUGUUCUCCAAGUUACCAUGGCGACGGACGCCAUUGAUGUCAAUGUUACUCCAGACAAGAGACAGAUCUUCCUGCAGGAAGAAAAACACCUUUUAGCCACUAUCAAGACAUCCCUGCUUUCUCUGUACCAACCAAUGAGUGGAGUCCUUCCUCUCAAUCCAGUUCAGACAACUCACAUUGGAGGGGCAGAGAUGAGAAAAUACACAAACCAAUCCAUUGAUGAACAAGUCUCAAGUUCAAAUAUGACUGACAGCUCACUGGGAAAGCUGAAGAGAACUUUUUCCAGUGCAUUUUCUGCUGCUGACAACUGCAUGUCGAACAAGGAGCAAGCAGCCAAACAGAUAAAACUUGACAACUUUGUUACUAAAAAGACAUUGUCAGCAUCUGACCUUGACCUUGACACUGUAGAGUCAACAUCAGAAGAUAUUACUUUGGUUGUUCUACCACACUCAUCCUUGGGAUGCAAAUUACAUAUCAAUACAUCAGAAGAAACAUCAAGUUCCCAAAUUUCAGAGGAUACAGUGAGGUCAGAAGGUCAAUUAUCACAUAAUACAGAAGGGUCAGAAGGUCAAUUAUCACAGGAUACAGAAAGGUCAGAAGGUCAAUUAUCACAGGAUACAGAAAGGUCAGAAGGUCAAUUAUCACAGGAUACAGAAAGGUCAGAAAUUUCACAUGAUACAAUGGUGUUAGGUUGUCAAGGUCAAAGUUUACAGAAAACUUUAUUUGAUACCAAAGAUUCAUUGACUGAGGAGAUUGACAUUCAAACAUCAAAGGAAACUGUCAAUUGGAAUUUAUCAGAUCAAAAUAUGAUGGACAAUACACAAAGAGAUGAUCACCUCAUAUCAAAGGAUAUUGAUGAUAACACAAGAACUACCUCCUCCAACUCCAAAACUUCACUCUUAUCAGACACUCAUUUAAAUACAUCUGUGUUUUCUUCAACGAGACCUGUCUGUGACUCCAAGCCUUCACUGCCUGCAUCCUCACCAAUACAAUCUCCCAAAAGUAAAUCUCUGUCAGACUCGGGUGGAGACUCAGGUGGACAUAUUAAGUGUUACAUGCCAUCUACAUCUGUCUUGGCCAGUGAGGGAGCUGUGUAUGAUAUCCAUGACAGAGGAGGUAACAGGAUGUUAACACAGGAAGACAGUGUAAAACAACCGGCCGAGUCUGAGAUAAUCAAAACAGACUUUGACAAAUCAAGAGCAGAAUUCAAACAUGAGAAAACCAUGAAGUUUAGCAUGCUAAGCCUUCAAACUAAAGUCUCUGAGAAACAGAAAAGCAUAGGUGAAAAACUCAAGGAACAGGAAUUUUAUCGAACAUUCCGUGCGAGCAUUACACCAACAGACAACCAAUCUGCAGAGGAAGAAUUGCAGCGGGAAAUCACACAAGAUAUGUUCAGUAGGAUGGAUAUUCUGGGUCAGUUCAACCUUGGAUUCAUUAUUGUGAAGAAUAGAGAUGAUUUGUUUAUUGUUGAUCAACAUGCAACGGAUGAGAAAUACAACUUUGAACAGCUCCAGAAGCACACCGUACUACAGAGUCAACGCCUCAUACAACCCAAGAACCUAGAACUGACAGCCAGCAAUGAAACCAUCCUGAUGGACAACCUUGAUAUAUUCCACCAGAAUGGAUUUGACUUUCUCAUAGAUGAAUAUGCCCCUCCCACUCAGCGUGUUAAACUUGUUUCAACUCCUGUCAGCAAAAAUUGGAACUUUGGAAAAGAAGAUGUUGAGGAGAUGAUUUUUAUGCUUUCUGACUCCCCUGGUGUCAUGUGCAGACCUUCUCGUAUCAGGCAGAUGUUUGCAUCACGAUCCUGCAGGAAGUCUGUUAUGAUUGGCACGGCACUGAACCAUACAGAAAUGAAAAAGUUGGUCACACACAUGGGAGAGAUAGACCAGCCUUGGAAUUGUCCCCAUGGUCGACCAACCAUGAGACAUUUGAUCAACCUGAAUAUGGUGUCAACAUGAAGACGAGAAGUGUCCUAUUAAACCACUACAUCUGACAGCUGAUACAGAUAGAGAUACUGGAAAGAGGAUUGAGAUCUAUACAGAUGAAAAUGUUCAGGUUUCAAAAGGAAGUACCUGUUGAAGGAUUUCUUCCAUUUAUUACCUAACAUCUGAUUGUUUGGCUUGUUUCUAUAAUGAAGUAUGAAGAAAUUCUGCUGCAAUCAAUCAGGAUUGUUUGAAUAAAUACUAUCAUCCA
This is a messenger RNA of Pecten maximus, 3432 nucleotides long. RefSeq names its product mismatch repair endonuclease PMS2-like. Lineage: Eukaryota; Metazoa; Mollusca; Bivalvia; Pectinida; Pectinidae. The record is from RefSeq and is a predicted model, not a curated record. The transcript has 25 exons. Bases 267 to 3197 code for a protein of 976 amino acids. Gene Ontology annotation, biological process: mismatch repair. Gene Ontology annotation, molecular function: ATP binding; ATP-dependent DNA damage sensor activity; ATP hydrolysis activity. Gene Ontology annotation, cellular component: MutLalpha complex.